This is a messenger RNA of Schistosoma turkestanicum, 639 nucleotides long. Lineage: Eukaryota; Metazoa; Platyhelminthes; Trematoda; Strigeidida; Schistosomatidae. The record is from the annotation of a GenBank genome assembly.
AUGUCGUACGCCUAUCUGUUUAAGUAUAUAAUAAUAGGGGAUACAGGCGUGGGAAAGUCAUGUUUAUUAUUGCAGUUUACUGACAAACGAUUCCAACCGGUUCAUGAUUUAACCAUAGGUGUUGAAUUCGGUGCUCGAAUGAUCAAUAUAGACGGAAAACAAAUCAAGUUACAAAUAUGGGAUACGGCUGGACAAGAAUCAUUUCGAUCGAUUACUCGAUCUUAUUACCGUGGCGCAGCCGGUGCGUUACUAGUGUAUGAUAUCACUAGAAGAGAAACAUUUACUCAUUUGACUACCUGGUUAGAGGAUGCAAGACAACAUUCAAGCUCUAACAUGGUUAUUAUGCUGAUAGGAAAUAAAAGUGAUUUGGAAAGUCGACGCGAUGUUAAAAAAGAAGAAGGUGAAGCAUUUGCUAGAGAACAUGGCUUAAUUUUUAUGGAAACCUCAGCCAAAACUGCUGCUAAUGUUGAAGAUGCCUUUAUUGAUACAGCUAAGUGUAUACAUGAAAAAAUCCAGGAAGGGGUUCUUGAUGUCAAUAAUGAGGCAAACGGUAUUAAACUUGGACCGCAUCAUAACCCGGUGGCUGGAGCAUAUAGUAAUAACAUGACAAAUCGUACUUCUGGUGCUGGUUGCUGCUAA